AUGGUUUGUAGCAGUGCGGAUGGCUCUCGGAACCGGUUCGUCCACAGGUUGUCCGCUCCAUCAAUGACCAUGGAUGUCAAAGCAGUUGUAGAGUUCGCUGCGGUUACCAGGGGCCUCUCUCUGGUUUUGCAGGCUUUCCUGAACGCUGCCAUCCCCGACCACGAGGCGGAUGCCUUCAGCCCCCCGCGGACAGAGGAGGCCCUGUACCUGGACCCCGCGGUGGACUGGUUGUUCGGUGGCCUCUCCCACUGGGAUGCGGAGCAUUUCCUCUUCAUUGCGGAGAGAGGCUACCUCUACGAGCACAACUUCGCCUUCUUCCCCCUUUUCCCCAUCGUGCUGCGGGGCCUCGCCGAGACCCUGCUGCGGCCCCUCAGCGGGUGGCUGAGCGUGAGGGGCCGCCUGCUCCUGGCCGUGGCUCUGUGCAACAGCGCCCUCUUCCUGCUGAGCGUAGUCGCCCUCUACGCCCUGGGCAGAGCGGUUCUCCAGGACCGGCGCCUCGCUCUGCUCUCCAGCCUCCUGUACUGCUUCACGCCGGCCAACGUGUUCAUGACGGCCGGGUACUCGGAGAGCCUGUUCGCGGCCCUCACGUUCGGCGGCCUCUUCCUCCUGGAGAAAGGCUUCACGCUCAGAGCCUGCCUGGCCCUCAGCAUAGCCACGGCGGCGCGGUCAAACGGACUGGUUAACAUGGGCUUCCUCCUGUAUCUGCCGUCGCUGCGCGCCAUUUCCCAGAUCCGUGCGCUUCGGGUAGCGGCCAAAGGUCGCGGCAAAGUCCUCCGCUACGUCUGGGUGGUCGUCCGUCUCCUGCUCACCUCCCUCUUUGGGGCGGCGGCCAUCGCCCUCCCCUUCUGCGCGUUCCAGUAUUACGGCUACAGGACGUUUUGCACCCCGUCCACCUCCCUGGAGCAGAUCCACCCGGCUCUCUUGUCCCUGGGCGAGCGGAAGGGCUACCGGGUCCCGGACGAAAACGGCCCCCCGCCGCUCUGGUGCCUGAGGCCCAUCCCCUUGCUUUACUCGCACAUUCAGGACGUCUACUGGGACGUGGGCUUCCUCCGCUACUUUGAGCUGAAGCAGAUACCAAAUUUCAUUCUGGCUCUGCCCAUGGCCACGCUCGCCAUAAUGGCCGCCUACGCGUAUUUUCAGGCUAACCCAGAGCUGUGCUUGAGGCUCGGACUUUGGGGGACCAGGCUGGAGAAGCCUACACCGGGCUUCUUUAACCCCAAAGUCUUUGUGUACGUUGUUCAUUCUACGGUGCUCCUCGUGUUUGGGACUCUGUGCAUGCACGUGCAGGUUCUCACCAGGUUCAUGGCCUCCUCGUCUCCGGUGCCCUUCUGGAUCAGCGCCCACCUCCUCCUCCUCAACGAGCCGUUCCUUCACCGACGGAAAACCUCCAACCCCAACGUGCAGCUGCAGGCGGAGCCCAAAGACUGCCACGUGCACACGCCUCAGAACCCCAUCCUGGCCCUGCUGCAGCAUUUCAAGGCCUGCUCUCCCACCACUCAGAGCAUCCUGGGUUACUUCCUCUCGUACUGGAUCCUGGGCCUUGCUCUGCAUUGCAAUUUUCUUCCAUGGACUUGAUUCGUUCACAAUAACCCGGCGAUUGAACGCGAUGUUUCUGUGUGGGAGCGGGGUAUUUAUGGUGGAGGUUGCUGAGACAUCAUCAGUAGGAAUCUUUUUAACUUUUAAUAAUGGUAAAAAGGUUACACUUUGCCAGGGGGGGAUGGACAUCUGAAAAAAAUGUUGCUUUUUUUUUAGUUUUUUUUUUUUUAUGAAUGUUUGUUCGGAGAGAAAACUGUAGGACAAACUGGAAUGUUUUUUUUUUUAAAUUCCUGUCGUCACCCGAGUCCAGAUGCACUGAGAUGAAAACAAUUAUGCUGCAUUAUUCGCUAUCUGAGCUGCUUUUGCUCAUUGUAGUCCAGUAUGGUUGCAUGGUUAUGCCUUUUUAUUAUAAAAACAUGCAUCAGAGUUUAAACUAUUUGACCCCCCCCCCCAUCCCCAACACACACACUGUACUGCAUGUUAAAACAAAUAUUCAGUCUUGACAGCAUACCAUUUUUUUUCAAGCUAUGAAAAAAAUAACAGCUGUUUAAUCUUUCUCAGGUUUUAUUUAUUUUUUAUUUGAGUUUUAACCUUUUCUGAGGCACUGGCGUAAACCUUUUUGACAAUGUGUCGUUUGUCGUGAAAGAAUAUUUGUUGGCAAAAGUUGCACUGGCAUGUUGGCUUUACAUUUUAGGUUAUUAAUAAAACAUUUCUCCAAAAAAAAAAAAAAAGAAAAAGGAUCUUCGUAUUUUGUCAUCCUUGCAGAGGUAGGCUCGCUGCACUGCAAAAAAAGGAACUAAAAAUAA
Molecule: messenger RNA, 2342 nt
Organism: Fundulus heteroclitus (mummichog)
Lineage: Eukaryota; Metazoa; Chordata; Actinopteri; Cyprinodontiformes; Fundulidae
Gene: pigv
Product: phosphatidylinositol glycan anchor biosynthesis, class V
Exons: 3
Coding region: 1-1575 (524 amino acids)
Biological process (GO): GPI anchor biosynthetic process
Cellular component (GO): mannosyltransferase complex; endoplasmic reticulum membrane
Molecular function (GO): alpha-1,6-mannosyltransferase activity; GPI mannosyltransferase activity
Source: RefSeq, a predicted model, not a curated record